Molecule: messenger RNA, 269 nt
Organism: Acaulospora morrowiae
Lineage: Eukaryota; Fungi; Glomeromycota; Glomeromycetes; Diversisporales; Acaulosporaceae
Source: the annotation of a GenBank genome assembly
GCUUGUGGUAUUAUAUGAAUGCGCAACAAUGGCCAAGCAUGACAAUAGUAGGAUCGUCAAACUAUGGAUAUAGGUCAACAGAGAGAGACCUGGAAGCUCAAGCAAUAUUGAUAACUACCAACGGAGUGCUUAGGAAAGCGAUUCAUGAGGAAUUGCAGCAUCUCCGAGAGAACACCACCACGGUAACAUCCGAAACAUUUCAACAAGUUGAUAGAAAGGUUCCAUAUCUAGUUCUAAUUGCCAUAAAGUUUGUUAAAACCAUGUUUUGA